UGUUUAUUUUAUUGAGUUACCAAAAACAUUUCUAUCUCUAGUUUAUAGGAUAAGUAUUAAUUUAUAAGAGGUUAUAUUAGAGGUUAUUAAAAUGCUUUCAUCAUUCCAAAGAAAAUGCACAAGACCUUUGCACCUUGUAUACCGACAAAUCAACACUCAGUAUGUCACAACAAAUGAAACUGAUGGGACCCGAGAAGUGAUUUUAAAUCAUGAAAAAACAAAAAAUUCCUUAUCAUUGGAAAUGAUGGACAAUCUCAUUGAAGCCAUAAAUACAAACAAAGACGACACUGCCCUGAGGGCUAUAGUGUUAUCAGCCAAAGGGAAUGUGUUCUCAGCUGGCCAUAACUUGAAAGAGUUACAAUCCAGCAGUGGUGUGGAGCAACACAAGUUGGUGUUCCGCAAAGCUACCGAACUGAUGAAAUCCAUAGUUUUAAGUCCAGUGCCAGUUAUUGCUAAGGUGAAUGGGUUUGCCACAGCUGCGGGAUGCCAACUAGUCGCUACGUGUGACAUGAUAGUGUGUUCAGACACUAGCAAGUUCUCCACACCUGGAGCGAACUUUGGUAUAUUUUGCUCAACGCCGGGAAUCGCGGUCGGUCGUUCUGUACCAAAAUCAAGAGCAACUUACAUGCUUUUUACAGGAGAACCGAUCACCGCGCAAGAGGCCUACGACAGUGGUCUAGUCACAAAAAUAGUCCCUGCCAAUCUUUUAGAUGAAGAAGUGAACAAAAUUAUUGAAAAGAUCAAACACAAGAGCCGCAGCGUCAUAUCGUUAGGAAAGAAAUUCUACUAUCAACAAAUCGACUUGGAUCUCUUUGAAGCCUAUAAAUUGGGUGAAGAUAUCAUGGUACAGAAUAUCAAUACGAACGAUGGCCAAGAAGGCAUUAUGAGCUUUGUCGAAAAAAGGAAACCUAAAUGGAAUCAUUAGUAAUUAUGAAAUGUUAUUGGUGUUGCUCAUCUCUUAUUUUGCAGUGUUUUUAUAAUAUUACUAUUUAUAACAUAAUAUAAACUGGAUGUUUGUACCUACUUACAACGAUAGGGGAAUAUUUGUAUGAAUAAAAUAUACCUUUCAAUUA
Ostrinia nubilalis (European corn borer) is the source of this 1073-nucleotide messenger RNA. Its product is annotated as enoyl-CoA hydratase domain-containing protein 3, mitochondrial. NCBI's taxonomy places the organism in Eukaryota, Metazoa, Arthropoda, Insecta, Lepidoptera, Crambidae. Bases 92 to 925 code for a protein of 277 amino acids. The transcript is spliced from 7 exons. Gene Ontology annotation, cellular component: mitochondrion. The record is from RefSeq and is a predicted model, not a curated record. Gene Ontology annotation, molecular function: hydro-lyase activity.